Molecule: messenger RNA, 2927 nt
Organism: Odontomachus brunneus
Lineage: Eukaryota; Metazoa; Arthropoda; Insecta; Hymenoptera; Formicidae
Product: histone acetyltransferase KAT2A-like
Exons: 4
Biological process (GO): positive regulation of transcription by RNA polymerase II; chromatin remodeling
Cellular component (GO): nucleus; histone acetyltransferase complex
Molecular function (GO): protein binding; histone H3 acetyltransferase activity
Source: RefSeq, a predicted model, not a curated record
AUGACAUCUGAAGAAGUAAAUCGAAAUACAAUGAUAGUCUCCACUGAAGAAAUUGGACAAUCUGUUAUCAGCAAUCCUCAGAAUGCAGGUAACAGCAGGGACACAAAUUCAGCAAAGCCGCAUGAACAGGGAAAUCGACAAAACAAUCUUCAACGAAUACAACAGCGCAAACAGCAGAUGUUUAAUUGGCCGCAAAUAAAAAAAUUGUUGAAGCUUGCGACAUAUAGUGCUUGCCAAACAGCUGAGUGCAAGUGUACCGGCUGGAAAAAUGCACAACCUAUCAUAAAAUCACAAAAGGGUGAUAUUCAGCAACCUGUUACUAAUUUUUUAGAUCCGUGUAAAACUUGCACUCAUCCUAUGGAAAAUCACAUCGCUCAUCUACCAACUCAAUCUGAGGAAGAGCUCAAUAAAUUGUUGGGUAUGGCUAUUGAUGCUGAUAAUAUUUUUAUGGGUAUACAUAGAGAAGAAGAUCCCGAUACUAAAAAGAUAUAUUAUUACUUGUACACUUUAUUGAGAAAAUGUAUUUUGUCUAUGACAAAACCAACUAUAGAAGGCCCAUUGGGACAACCACCAUUUGAGAGACCCAGCAUAGCAAAAGCAGUGAUGAAUUUUGUUUUGUACAAAUUCAGUCAUCUGUCUCCCAGAGAAUGGCAAGCUAUGUGCGACAUGGCGAAAAUGUUUUUGCACUGUCUGAAUCACUGGAACUUUGAAGCACCCAGUGCCAGAAAAACAACGAUUAGUGCAGAAGAAGCGCCAGCUUAUAAAAUUAAUUAUACUCGUUGGCUGGUCUUCUGUCAUGUACCAGCAUUUUGUGAUUCUUUGCAGCAUUACGAUACUCCUGUUGUCUUUGGCAAAACUCUAUUGCAAGCUGUGUUCAAGCCAGUUUGUAGCCAAUUAAUCGAUAAAUGCCAUAGCGAAAGAGACAAAAUAACACCAGAGAAGAGGGUUCUAGUCUUGACGCAUUUUCCUAAGUUUCUCUCAAUGUUAGAAGUAGAGAUUUAUUCAGAUAGUUCGCCUAUCUGGGAUCUCGAGUUCAAGCAACAACCACCUUCUCAUCUACAAGCUGCCUUGGAAUCGAAAGGACACCAAGUGAGAAAAACGGGAGAAUUCGAGAAAGUUACCAUCACGUUGAAUGAAAAAGACAAUUGCACGACAGUAAAUAUCAGCCCUGCAGUAAGAAAGCUUCAUGAAAAGCGUUUCCAUCCCGAGUUGGGACGUUCCGAUGCGAAGUGACGGAAAACCGAAGAGGUUUUCGAGGACCUACCGGAAAAAACUGUCGCCGAGAUCGUUGCGACUAUCAAUGAUCCUAAUUACAUGUGCGGCCCUGAUGCAGUAUUCCCACCUGAUGUUCCACGCGAUGAAACCGCUAAAAUUGAAGAGAGCAGGAAGAUCAUAGAGUUUCACGUUAUUGGGAAUAGUCUCACACAACCCGUAUCUAAGCAAACUAUGCUCUGGCUGAUAGGUUUGCAUAAUGUAUUCAGUCAUCAGUUGGUUAGAAUGCCCAAAGAUUAUAUAUCUCAAUUCGUAUUCGAUCCGAAGCACAAGACGUUGGCUCUGAUAAAAGGUGGUCGACCAAUUGGUGGCAUCUGUUUUCGCAUGUUUCCGACCCAGGGAUUUACGGAAAUUGUUUUUUGCGCGGUCACGAGCCAAGAGCAAGUAAAAGGGUACGGAACUCAUUUGAUGAACAUGCUAAAAGAUUAUCACAUCAAGAACAAUAUUCUACACUUUUUGACAUUUGCGGACGAAUUCGCCAUCGGAUAUUUUAAGAAGCAAGGUUUCAGCAAAGAUAUAAAAUUACUGAAAUCCAUGUAUCAAGGAUAUAUUAAGGAUUAUGAGGGUGCAACGUUAAUGCACUGUGAACUAAAUGCUAAAAUAGUAUACACCGAGUUUACGGCAGUCCUGAGGAAGCAAAAAGAAAUCGUAAAGAAACUAAUUUAUCAACGGCAACAAGAGAUACAAAAGGUUCAUCCUGGCUUGACGUGCUUUAAGGAAGGUGUAAGAGGCAUUCCCGUAGAAUCAAUUCCAGGUAUUCGUGAAACUGGCUGGAAAAGUUACACGCAAACUAGGACGAGAGGAGUGGCGAAAGGUGCGCAACAAAGUUCUGAAUCUAUGGAUACAUGUGUGGACAUGUCGGAUUCUUUGUACAACGCUUUGAACAAUGUUCUAAAUACCGUGAAGAAUCAUAGCGCGGCUUGGCCGUUCUUAGAACCUGUUGAUAAGGACGAAGUUCCAGAUUACUAUGAUCAUAUUAAAUAUCCUAUGGAUCUCAAAACUAUGGAGGAUCGUUUAAAAACCAAAUAUUAUACAAUUAGGAAGUUAUUUAUAGCGGACAUGACGCGAAUCUUUACCAAUUGUAGAUUAUAUAACAGCCUCGAUACUGAAUACUAUCGAUGCGCAAAUGCUCUAGAAAAAUACUUCCAAACUCGUAUGAAAGAGAUUGGUCUGUGGGACAAGUAGAAUUUUUAAGUUUCUUACGAUGAAUGAAGAUAAUAUACAGGAUAUUCGGUAACUCAUGAAGGAGUCGCCAUCACGUGUAUGAUCAUUCACGAAUUUUCUUUGAUCAAUAACUUGGAAUUUUACGUGUUGUUUGCAAAAUGGUAGAGGAAUUUUUUAUUAAGUUUGACCUAAUCUACCUGUUCACUACUGCUUCUCUGUGAGUUACCGGAGAUACACAUCCUGCAUACUUUUCAAUAAUCAAUACCAACUAUGCGAAUAAUGUUUUCUAAUUUAUUACCUAUAAAACUAGUUAUUUUAUAAAAAAAAUUGUUUUUAUAAAAACAAAAUAGACAAAAGAAAAAGAGUAGUGAAAAAAGAAUGCAGCUUUUUUUGGUGUAUUGUAUAUACGAAAGUGGAAUAAAAAGUACAUUUGUGAGAAAGCUCAAUUUUUAAUUAGAUCAGAUGAGAGAAAUGUUUACUUUUUUUUUUUC